UGUGAGUUUCUACAAAGAGAAAUCAUGAACUUCAGACUCUCAUCACUGAUCCUGCUGUUACACAUUCAAGGGUCCCUAACAUUGGAUAACUUUAAUGUAACCUGUGAUAAACUGAAUAUUUGUGGUGCGAGGGGAGAACUGGUAACAGUGAGGUGCGAUUACUCAAACAUCAACAUCACAACUGGGUUCUGGUUCAGUCAGAAACAGAGAACAAACUGGAGAAACAAAGAUGAACCUGAAGAUUUGACUUUAGAUUCAGAUUACUCAGGACGAGUGGAUCAGAUGAUCACUUACCGCUACUCACGACUAACAAUAAGAGAUCCAAGAGAGAGAGACAGUGGAGAAUAUCAGCUCAUGUUCAUUAUGAAGGAUGGAGUUAAACAUCUCAGCUCAGUCACAGUCAAUCUAACAGUUUCAGUUUUACAGGUGAAGAUGAAUCCUGAAUCUACAGGACAGCGAGUAAAACUGAGCUGUGAUUCCUCCUGCCCAAAAACAUCUGAAUAUAAUUACCUCUGGUACAAGAAUGGACAAUAUUUAACAUUUGACCAAAGCAUAUUUGUGUCAUCCAGUGAAAACACUGACACUUAUUCCUGCUCUGAGUUUGAUUCAGUUCCCUCUUCAUCUGUGUUAGACAAAACAUACUGGGAUAACCGUCGUUAUGGGGCAUUCAGAGAUCUGCUUGAGGAUCGUCAGUUUUCUGGUCGUGUGGUGGAGUUUGUGGGAAACACACUGAGAAUCAAAGACGUCAACACGAGUGAUUCUGGAGAUUAUCAGUUCAGGUUCAUCACUAACACAUCAGAUGUAGUUUCUGGUUAUCCUGGAGUCUAUCUUACUGUUACAGGUAACUGCUCAUAA
Molecule: messenger RNA, 855 nt
Organism: Misgurnus anguillicaudatus (oriental weatherfish)
Lineage: Eukaryota; Metazoa; Chordata; Actinopteri; Cypriniformes; Cobitidae
Source: RefSeq, a predicted model, not a curated record